CCCUCGGCCGUCUAUAAAAGGAGCCCCCCACGGAGAAGGAUUAGAGGUCGUGCGUCCACAGGGAGGGGAUUCGUUACAGAGAGAGAGAGAGAGAGAGAGAAGGGAAGCGGCGUUCGCUAGGGUUUCAGGUUUUAAGCUUAAAAAAACAAGAAGAAGAGAAAGAAAUGGAGGACACUUUCCUUUUCACAUCGGAGUCGGUCAACGAGGGCCACCCCGACAAGCUCUGCGACCAGAUCUCCGACGCUGUCCUCGACGCAUGCCUGGCCCAGGACCCCGACAGCAAGGUUGCGUGCGAGACCUGCACCAAGACCAACAUGGUCAUGGUGUUCGGCGAGAUCACCACCAAGGCCAACGUGGACUACGAGAAGAUCGUCCGCGACACGUGCCGCACCAUCGGCUUCGUCUCCGACGACGUGGGCCUCGACGCCGACCACUGCAAGGUGCUCGUCAACAUCGAGCAGCAGUCCCCCGACAUUGCCCAGGGCGUGCACGGCCACUUCACCAAGCGCCCCGAGGAGAUCGGCGCCGGUGACCAGGGCCACAUGUUCGGCUACGCCACUGACGAGACCCCUGAAUUCAUGCCCCUUAGCCAUGUUCUCGCCACCAAGCUCGGCGCCCGCCUCACCGAGGUCCGCAAGAACGGCACUUGCUCCUGGCUCCGCCCCGACGGCAAGACCCAGGUCACCGUCGAGUACCGCAACGACAAGGGAGCCAUGGUCCCCGUCCGCGUCCACACCGUCCUGAUCUCCACCCAGCACGACGAAACGGUGACAAACGACGAGAUCGCGGCGGACCUCAAGGAGCACGUGAUCAAGCCGGUGAUCCCCGAGCAGUACCUGGACGAGAAGACCAUCUUCCACCUGAACCCGUCAGGCCGCUUUGUGAUCGGCGGGCCCCACGGCGAGNGCCUGACAGGCCGCAAGAUCAUCAUCGACACCUACGGAGGGUGGGGCGCCCACGGUGGCGGCGCCUUCUCGGGCAAGGACCCCACCAAGGUGGACCGCAGCGGGGCCUACAUCGUCCGCCAGGCCGCCAAGAGCAUCGUGGCCAACGGGCUUGCGCGCCGCUGCCUCGUCCAGGUGUCGUACGCCAUCGGCGUGCCGGAGCCGCUCUCGGUGUUCGUCGAAACCUACGGCACGGGCAAGAUCCCCGACAAGGAGAUCCUGCAGAUCGUGAAGGAGAACUUCGACUUCAGGCCGGGGAUGAUCACCAUCAAUCUCGACCUGAAGAAGGGCGGGAACCGCUUCUUGAAGACGGCCGCGUACGGGCACUUCGGGAGGGACGACCCCGACUUCACCUGGGAGGUGGUCAAGCCCCUCAAGUGGGACAAGCCCGCCGCUUAAGCAAAGCAAAUUUUACUCGAUUCAUCUCCCUCUCUCCCUCUCUCUACAUCUAUUUCUUUGUCUGCUAGGUUAAGUUCAAUAACUACUGAAUUGCUAUUGCUAUUGCUGCUGCUGCUGCUGCUGCUGUUGCUGCAUCUGAGCUCUCUCGUUCUCUCUCUCUCUCUCUCUCUCACUCCUCUUCCUCGUCCUACUAUCUCGUCACUCUCAUUAGUGAUUAUGAUGAUUAUGCCCUGCAUCCUUUUCUAA
This is a messenger RNA of Ananas comosus (pineapple), 1589 nucleotides long. RefSeq names its product S-adenosylmethionine synthase-like. Gene Ontology annotation, cellular component: cytosol. NCBI's taxonomy places the organism in Eukaryota, Viridiplantae, Streptophyta, Magnoliopsida, Poales, Bromeliaceae. Gene Ontology annotation, molecular function: methionine adenosyltransferase activity; ATP binding. Gene Ontology annotation, biological process: S-adenosylmethionine biosynthetic process. The record is from RefSeq and is a predicted model, not a curated record.